Molecule: messenger RNA, 734 nt
Organism: Bicyclus anynana (squinting bush brown)
Lineage: Eukaryota; Metazoa; Arthropoda; Insecta; Lepidoptera; Nymphalidae
Gene: Miple
Exons: 5
Coding region: 1-597 (198 amino acids)
Biological process (GO): mesoderm morphogenesis
Cellular component (GO): extracellular region
Molecular function (GO): heparin binding; growth factor activity
Source: RefSeq, a predicted model, not a curated record
AUGUCAGCCCACUUCCGCUGCUGGUGGGUGCUCGGAGGCCUACUGCUGUUCGCGCUGGCGGCAGCGGACGAGCGCUGGGAGCAGGAGACGCAUGCAGUGAGGCGCAGCGAGCGCGGCGCUAAGAGCAGGGGUAUGUGUUGUGUUGUGUUGUGGCAGCACUUCCGCUGCUGGUGGCUGCUCGGAGGCCUACUGCUGUUCGCGCUGGCGGCAGCGGACGAGCGCUGGGAGCAGGAGGCGCAUGCAGUGAGGCGCAGCGAGCGCGGCGCUAAGAGCAGGGAGAUCUGCCGUUACGUGCGCGGCGCGUGGUCCGACUGCGACCCGAAGACCAACGUGCGCUCGCGGACCCUGACGCUGAAGAGAGGCGACCCCGCCAACUGCGAGAGCGCCAAAACCAUUCAGAAGAAGUGCAAGAAAGCUUGUCGCUACGAGAAGUCGUCGUGGAGCGAGUGCGGCCCCUCCGGCGAGAUGUCCCGCACGGACCCCCUCAAGGCCAACAGCGACCCCGCGUGCGAGCAGAGCCGGCGCCUCACCAAGAAGUGCAACAAGAACAAACAGAUCAAAGCCUCUAAAGACAAGGGUCGCCGGAACCGUCAGUAAAGUUUUUAAUCAAGAAAUACAUUUUAGUGAAAUAAUGUUUCAUUGUAAAAUUUAAUAAUGGUGUUUGUUCGCUGGUUCUAAUUUAUAUGUAAUAGUGCCAAAAAUAGUGUCAAAUAAACGUUUUUUUCUACGCUCAA